AUGGCCGCAGCGGCAGCAUCCGGGCUGUUCCUGCAGGUGCGAUGCUUCAGUACAUCUGUGGCGAGGCUGUUUGCCAAGCUUGUGAGGCCACCUGUUCAGAUAUAUGGUAUCGAGGGUCGCUAUGCCACUGCUCUUUAUUCUGCUGCAUCUAAACAGAAUAAACUGGAGCAAGUAGAAAAGGAAUUGUUGAGAGUAGCACAAAUCUUGAAGGAACCCAAAAUGGCCACUUCUAUUAUGAGUCCCUAUGUGAAGUGUUCCGUUAAAGUGAAAAGCCUGAAUGACAUGACAGCAAAAGAGAAGCUUUCUCCCCUCACGUCCAACCUGAUCAAUUUGCUUGCUGAAAAUUGUCGCUUGAACAACACCCCUGGGGUCAUUUCUGCCUUUUCCACCAUGGGUGUCCACUGUGGAGAAGUGCCAUGUACAGUUACCACUGCAUCUCCUUUAGAUGAAGCCACUCUUACUGAAUUAAAAACAGUCCUGAAGAGCUUCCUGAGUAAAGGCGAAGUGUUGAAAUUGGAAGUUAAGAUUGAUCCAUCAAUCAUGGGUGGAAUGAUUGUCCGUAUUGGAGAGAAAUGUUGA
Molecule: messenger RNA, 579 nt
Organism: Hippopotamus amphibius kiboko
Lineage: Eukaryota; Metazoa; Chordata; Mammalia; Artiodactyla; Hippopotamidae
Product: ATP synthase subunit O, mitochondrial-like
Exons: 1
Coding region: 1-579 (192 amino acids)
Biological process (GO): proton motive force-driven mitochondrial ATP synthesis
Cellular component (GO): membrane
Molecular function (GO): proton-transporting ATP synthase activity, rotational mechanism
Source: RefSeq, a predicted model, not a curated record